AUGCUGGAACCGCGACAUAUUCAGAAUCACUCCGAUGCCAGUGACACCCAGGCCCAUUGGGGGUAUCCCGAUCGCGUAGUCCCUUGCAAGAAUGAUGCCGGGUCGUGCGCCUAUCUGGACGUCGUGUACCUUGCCCAUGAUCUGGGCAUGUUGUACAUGGGGAUCCUGUGGGCGACGAUAUUUGGCGUCAUCUUCCUCUGGGUGUUGCUGAGGAGAGCCAGCCGACCGGCCGUUCAAGGGACGCUGCAAACUUCAAAAUCGGACCAGGGCGCCUUGAGCAAAUUACGGAAAACGACGGCCGUGGCCUCGAGGCGAUUCUUGCUACGCGACGCAAAUCACUUUCUGUUUGGUCGCACCACGCGCUUCCAGGUGGUCGUGUUGGCUCUCCUGUCCGGAUACCUCUUCAUAUGGAGCUUCCUGGGCAUCACGUACAACACAUGGGUCACGCCCGUCAAGAACAUGCCCGGGGUGUACAACACGCGAACGAGUUUGGGCCCUUGGUCCGAUCGAGUGGGAGUAAUCGCCUACGCACUCACGCCGCUGUCCAUCCUGCUCAGCAGCAGAGAAUCGCUGCUCUCCGUCCUGACGGGCGUGCCGUACCAGAGUUUCAACUUUCUACACAGGUGGCUAGGCUACAUCAUUGUCAUCCAGUCUCUUCUUCACACUAUUGGAUGGCUCAUCAUCCAGUUGAAUCUGUACCAGCCCCAGCCCAAAGUGAGUCUGGAGUGGAUCGUGCAGCCAUACAUCAUCUGGGGCAUCGUGGCCAUGAUUCUGCUUCUCAUCAUGUUCAUCCUCUGCACGCCGUGGGGGAUCCGAGCCACGGGAUAUGAAUUCUUCCGCAAGGCGCACUACGUCUUGGCCAUGGUAUACAUUGGCGCAUGCUGGGCACACUGGAACAAGCUGGAGUGCUUCCUGGUCCCGGCCUUUAUUCUAUGGGGUGUUGACCGAGGCGCGAGAUUCGUGAGGACCGGCCUGUUGCACUACCACCCUACUUCAUCGGCGUACGCGGGAUUCAAGCCAGCCCAAGCGUUGAUUACGCGAUUUCCCGACCCGGAACACGGUGAGAUUAUAAGGCUGGACCUGGAGAACGAGCAGGAUGCGUGGAAGAUUGGCCAGCACUACUAUCUGUGCUUUACCGAGUCAAGCAUCUGGCAGUCUCACCCGUUUACGCCUCUGAAUGCACCCGUCGUAGAGAAGGGCCUGGUGAAGCACUCGUACAUUCUGAGAGCAAAAUCCGGCGAAACCAAGAAACUGGCCGAGCUGGCCGCAAAGAAGCUCGCCACCAGCCAGCACGAGACCGUUGCCACCCCUGUGCUUCUCACGGGCGGCUACGGGGAAGACCUCCUCGAGAAGAUUGACCGAGAUACAAACAUCAUCUGCGUCGCUGGCGGCACAGGCAUCGCCUUUGUCCUCCCCGUCCUGCUGCAUCUAGCGCGUACCAGAUCGCCAUCGGAUCGUAGAAUCGAGCUCAUCUGGGCGAUGCGACACUCCCGCAACGCAGAUUGGGUCAAGGACGAAAUGGCUGUUUUGCGCAACGCCCAGAAGGAGUUGAACCUCACAAUCUCGCUCUUUGCCACAAGAGACGCUGCUGGCAGCGGCAAAGAGAGCCACCAACCAAAAGAUGCGGACAUUGUCUCGUCCUCAUCAGACGACAUUUGCCCGUGCGACGAGAAAACAACUUGUCCGCCGGGGAUUUCUGUGGACAAAAUCGGCGACGGGGCGGAUGAUGAGAGUCGACAUCCGGAUCUGAGCAGGAUGGUUGGUGCGUUUGUGGAGGGCACCGUCGCAGGUAGGACAGUCGUCUUUGCGAGCGGGCCCGGAGGCAUCAUUACAGAUCUGAGAAGCAUAGUUGCCGGCUUGAAUGUUCCCGGGAAGGUAUGGAGGCGGGACGACAGGUUUGAUGUCGAGUUGGUUUGCGACGACAGAUUAGAAUGGUAG
This is a messenger RNA of Metarhizium brunneum ARSEF 3297, 1938 nucleotides long. It is a transcript of the gene FRE6, whose product is annotated as Ferric reductase transmembrane component 6. Gene Ontology annotation, cellular component: plasma membrane. Lineage: Eukaryota; Fungi; Ascomycota; Sordariomycetes; Hypocreales; Clavicipitaceae. The record is from RefSeq and is a predicted model, not a curated record. Gene Ontology annotation, biological process: intracellular iron ion homeostasis; iron ion transport; copper ion import. Gene Ontology annotation, molecular function: ferric-chelate reductase activity.